Molecule: messenger RNA, 1314 nt
Organism: Varanus komodoensis (Komodo dragon)
Lineage: Eukaryota; Metazoa; Chordata; Lepidosauria; Squamata; Varanidae
Gene: MDH2
Product: malate dehydrogenase 2
Exons: 9
Coding region: 108-1124 (338 amino acids)
Biological process (GO): malate metabolic process; tricarboxylic acid cycle
Cellular component (GO): mitochondrion; cytoplasm
Molecular function (GO): L-malate dehydrogenase (NAD+) activity
Source: RefSeq, a predicted model, not a curated record
CGAGAGUUUGCGCAACGUCUCGCGGUGCCCUCGGUGGCUGGAGGUCGUCGACUGAGGAGAAAGAGCCGCUGAGCUUGUCCCGUCCCUCGCAGCGCACCGGUGCCGUCAUGUUCUCCCGCCUCACCCGGCCCGCCUCCGCCGCGCUCCGCCGCGGAUUCGCCACCUCCUCGCAGAACAAUGCUAAAGUGUCCGUACUUGGUGCUUCUGGGGGGAUUGGCCAGCCCCUCUCCCUCUUGCUGAAGAACAGCCCCUUAAUAAGUCACCUCAGCCUCUAUGAUAUUGCGCACACUCCAGGCGUCGCAGCGGAUCUCAGCCACAUUGAGACCAGAGCCCAGGUGAAAGGUUUUCUAGGGCCUGAGCAGUUACCAGAGUCUCUGAAGGGCUGUGAAGUCGUCGUAAUACCAGCUGGAGUCCCUAGAAAGCCAGGCAUGACCCGCGAUGACCUCUUCAAUACGAACGCCACCAUCGUUGCAAACUUGGCGGCCGCUUGUGCUAAGCACUGCCCUGAAGCCAUGAUCUGCGUGAUCGCAAAUCCGGUCAAUUCCACCAUCCCGAUCACUUCUGAGGUUUUUAAAAAGCAUGGAGUGUACAACCCCAACAGAAUUUUUGGUGUCACAACUUUGGACAUAGUGCGAGCAAAUACUUUUGUGGCUGAACUGAAGGGCUUGGAUCCGGCUCGCGUGAACGUCCCCGUGAUCGGCGGCCAUGCCGGGAAGACCAUCAUCCCACUGAUUUCUCAGUGCACGCCCAAGGUGGAUUUCCCCCAGGACCAGCUGACGACGCUGACGGGGAGGAUUCAGGAGGCUGGGACGGAAGUGGUCAAGGCAAAAGCAGGGGCAGGAUCGGCCACCCUGUCCAUGGCCUAUGCAGGCGCCAGGUUUGUCUUCUCCGUCCUGGAUGCGAUGAACGGCAAGGAGGGGGUUAUCGAAUGCUCUUUCGUCCGGUCGGAGGAGACGGAGUGUCCAUAUUUCUCCACACCGCUGCUUCUUGGGAAAAACGGCAUUGAGAAGAACCUGGGCAUUGGCAAUAUCUCUCCAUUCGAAGAGAAAAUGGUGUCUGAGGCCAUUUCAGAGCUGAAAGCUUCCAUCAAGAAAGGUGAAGAUUUUGUCAAGAGCAUGAAGUGACACGGCAAUGACCAAGAACUGCAGUCCGCUUAAUUUAUUUAAGGUGCAUCAUGUCACUUUAAAGGCGUCUGAUGGCAAAACUUUGGCUUUGCCCGAAGGCCCACGGUGUUGCCUGCCCUGUAAUCUGUCAAUUGGAAUUCUUUUCCUCCAUUAAAGAAUCAUUAUUUUUUUCAGGGUAUUCCCUGGGUAA